UUUAAUGCUCUAAAACAUUAUUCGGAUAAUGGCAUAGUCAACGAAAUUGGCCCCCAAUCUCCAUCCAUCUGGUCCUGUUAACAACCAACGACUGAAAGAACUCAAACUCCCCCACCAGUCUCCCUGUCUUGAUCAGGUGAUUGCUUAAUCAUAUUUGUGAGAAUGAAACGGAAAAAUGCAAGUUCUUCGGGGACAGCAAAUCCCGCGGUUAGUCAUAAGCCUAGUGAUGUUCCUGGUGUUAGUGAGGGACCGCAAACCAGUGACAGUGUUAGAAUUCGAAACAGGUCACCAUAUGCGAUACUGGCACUGUUUGUUCUGGUGAUAUAUGGCUCUUGGGCUGUUUAUCAUUAUCAGUUUGAGACUUUGCCUAUGCCUCUUACUGCUGAUCAGGCAGGCAAGAGGGGUUUUUCUGAGGAAGAAGCCAUGAAUCAUGUAAAGGAAUUGACUGGUUUGGGCCCACGUCCUGUCGGUUCUGAUGCUGUUGAUCUUGGUCUGCAGUAUGUCUUGGCUGUAUCAGAAAAUAUAAAGAAAACAGCUCAUUGGGAAGUUGAUGUUCAAGUGGAUUUUUUCCAAGCAAACUCUGGUGCCAAUCGGCUGGUUGGUGGCCUUUUUAAGGGAAGAACACUUGUCUAUUCAGAUCUAAAUCACAUUGUAUUGAGAAUAUCGCCAAAAUAUGCAUCUGAAGCAGAAGAAAGUGCUAUUCUGAUCUCCUCCCAUAUUGAUACUGAUUUUUCAACGGAAGGAGCUGGGGAUUGUAGUUCAUGUGUAGCUGUUAUGUUGGAGCUUGCUCGGGGAAUUUCUCAAUGGGCUCAUGGAUUUAAGAAUUCAGUCAUAUUUUUAUUUAAUACUGGUGAAGAGGAGGGCUUAAAUGGUGCUCAUAGCUUUAUAACUCAGCAUCCAUGGAGUGAUACUAUUCGUUUGGCUAUUGACUUGGAGGCCAUGGGUAUUGGAGGGAAGUCUGGCAUAUUUCAGGCUGGUCCUCAUCCAUGGGCUAUCGAAAACUUUGCCAUUGUGGCAAAGUAUCCAUCUGCCCAAAUCGUUGCACAGGAUGUUUUCACUUUUGGAGCUAUAAAAUCUGCAACGGAUUUUCAAGUGUACAAAGAGGUUGCAGGUCUUUCAGGGCUUGACUUUGCAUACUUAGAUAACACUGCUGUAUAUCACACAAAGAAUGAUAAAUUGCAGCUUUUGAAACCGGGUUCACUUCAGCAUCUUGGAGAUAAUAUGCUUGCAUUUCUGGUUCAUGCUGCUGCAUCCUCUCAUAUUCCUAAUGGCAAGGAAAUGGAUGCAUUUCAAAAGACUGGCCAGGACACUGCUAUAUUUUUUGACAUUUUGGGGACGUACAUGAUUGUUUACCAUCAACGUUAUGCCAGUAUGCUUUAUAAUUCAGUGAUAGUGCAAUCACUUUUGAUAUGGAUGACAUCACUGCUAAUGGGUGGUUAUUCAGCUGCGAUAUCAUUGGCCUUGUCAUGUUUGAGUGUUAUCCUUAUGUGGAUAUGUUCAUUAAGUUUCUCCACUCUUGUUGCCCUUAUUUUACCACACAUAUCUUCAUCACCAAUGCCCCUUAUUUCAAGUCCAUGGUUGGCAGUUGGUCUAUUUGCUGCUCCUGCUCUCCUUGGGGCAUUGAUUGGCCAACACUUUGGCUAUCUCAUUCUCCAAAAAUAUUUAUUGGAUGUAUCUUCCAGAAGAAGAAGGACUCUGUCUACCGUCGUUCAAGCUGAUUUGGCCAAGUUGGAUGCUGAAAGAUGGCUCUUUAAAGCUGGUUUGGUGCAGUGGCUUGUUCUACUGAUAAUGGGAAAUUAUUAUAAGAUUGGCUCUUCCUAUUUACCUCUUGUUUGGCUAGUCUCACCUGGAUUUGCAUAUGGUUUGCUUGAAGCAACCUUAUCCCCAGCCCGGUUACCGAAGCCACUCAAGACUCUGACUCUGUUGAUGGGCCUAUCUUUACCCUUUUUAAUUUCUGCUGGCAUGUUUAUUCGGAUGGCAGGCUUAAUAAUUGGCAGUGCAGUUCGGUUUGACAGGAACCCUGGUAGCGCCCCUGAGUGGCUGGGGAAUGUAAUACUUGCUAUAUAUGUUACCAGCAUCAUAUGUCUGACGUUGGUGUAUCUCCUUUCAUUUGUUCACUUUUCAGGUGCAAAAACAUUAAUCACCCUCAUAACUUGUACUGUGUUUGGUCUCUCACUUGCUGCUGUAUUAUCUGGUAUCGUUCCGCCAUUUACUGAAGAUACUGCCAGAACUGUAAAUGUUGUGCAUGUUGUGGAUACAAGAGGAACAUAUGGUGAAAAACAAGAGCCUAGUUCUUAUGUUUCUCUGUUUUCAAUGACUCCUGGAAAGUUGACGAAGGAAGUUGAACAGAUUGGAGAAGGAUUUGUUUGUGGUAGAGAUAAGGUCAUUGACUUCAUUACCUUGUCAGUAAAAUAUGGUUGCUUGACCAAAGAUAAUGUGGGAAGUGGGUGGAGUGAAUCAGAAAUUCCCACACUGCAUGUCAAGAGCGAUAUAAAUGGGGAUGACAGAAUUACACAAAUUUUCAUCGAUACAAAAAUUUCCACACGCUGGACUCUUGCAAUCAAUACUGAGGAAAUAGAAGACUUCAAGUUUAAAGAAAUUCAAAAAGAAAACUCAGCGGAGUUGGUUCCAGUGGGUGACAAGAGCAGUGUAGAUGGAUGGCACAUCAUCCAGUAUUCAGGCGGGAAGAAUGCGCCUACAAGGUUUGAUCUGACCCUUCACUGGAUUAAAAAUUAUACCAAAGUGGCGCGAGAGGAUGGGAAGAGAACGGAGGACCAGCAUCUCCUCCUAAAAUUGAGAACAGACGUUAACAGAUUGACGCCGAAAGCUGGAAAAGUUCUCCAAAAGCUUCCUUCGUGGUGUUCGUUAUUUGGCAAGUCAACGUCUCCCCGUACCUUAGCUUUCUUGAGCAGUCUACCAGUUCAUUUCUAGGUAUCAAAAAUUUUCAUACCUCCUCUCGCGUCUUGCCUUUGUUGUUGGUAAAUCUGAAUUAUGAAAUUGUAUAUGCAGAGAUGGAAUGGCCUUACCAUGUACUGGUAAACUAAGAGGGUGUUUAGGAUGCUCUAAAUAAGUUUACUUUUUUAUUUUUUACAAAAAAAUAAGUAAAAAAGUAGUGAGGUGAUUUAACCAAAAAAUGAAAAAUAAAAAAAAAAACAUAUACUUUUUGUAAGGGAUGUUAAAUAGUGCCUAAGUCACUAAUUUGAUCAAGAAACUUUUUAUUUUUAA
Molecule: messenger RNA, 3225 nt
Organism: Camellia sinensis
Lineage: Eukaryota; Viridiplantae; Streptophyta; Magnoliopsida; Ericales; Theaceae
Product: Zn-dependent exopeptidases superfamily protein
Biological process (GO): proteolysis
Molecular function (GO): metalloexopeptidase activity
Source: RefSeq, a predicted model, not a curated record